AGCAAAAGUAUACCAUGAGUUGCUUAUAUUUGGGCUCUUGCUUUUCUUGUUUUAACAGGACUGGGAGUUUCCACAUUUUAUGGGUGAUGUUGAAGUGAACCUUCCAGGCUUACCAUCUGCACACAUGCAGUUCAAAGUACCUUAUUUCCAAAAGAUCUUAAAAGAGGAAUAUCACAUACAUAUCACAGGCAAAUGGUUCAAUUAUGGAAUUAUCUUCCUUGUUCUCAUCCUGGAUCUGAAUAUGUGGAAGAAUCAGAUAUUUUACAAACCCCAUGAAUAUGGUCAAUAUAUUGGUCCUGGACAGAAGAUCUACACAGUGAAGGACUCAGAAAGCUUGAAAGACCUUAAUAGAACUAAGCUAUCUUGGGAGUGGAGAUCGAAUAACACCAACCCAUUGACCAACCGGACCUAUGCUGAAGGAGACAUGUUCUUACACAGCAGAUUCAUUGGCUCUAGCCUUGAUGUCAAAUGUCUGGCUUUUAUUCCAAGUUUGCUGGCUUUUGCUUUGUUUGGUUUCUUCAUCUGGUUCUUUGGGCGAUUUCAGAAAACUGACCAAGGCAUGGAGAAUUUAGACAAAUCAUACACAAGAAUGAAGCGGAAGUCACCGUCAGAUAUGGGAAUGACACGAGAAAAUACACAGGUGUUAGUAGAAGAACCAUUAAGUUUUCAAGAACCACAUCUCGUAUCCAUAAAAUCAGACUUAAGCGAAAUAGUUUUUAAUUCUUCUCUCCUAACUUCUGAAAACUUGAACGCACAACUGAAUGAACAAGAUAGCCCUUUACAGCCAGGACCAGAGUCCUCUGUCCCUAAGAGUAAUCCUGUGACGUAG
Molecule: messenger RNA, 829 nt
Organism: Merops nubicus (carmine bee-eater)
Lineage: Eukaryota; Metazoa; Chordata; Aves; Coraciiformes; Meropidae
Product: transmembrane protein 117-like
Exons: 2
Biological process (GO): intrinsic apoptotic signaling pathway in response to endoplasmic reticulum stress
Source: RefSeq, a predicted model, not a curated record